AUAAUUUAUAUGAUAUCUUUCCAACCUGAUGUUGGGACCUUGAUAUUUCAAACUAAGAAUAGUCUGAACUAUAAAAGGUGAGGUCAAUAUGAUGAUCUUAUAAUUCUAAAAUCAUAAUAUGAGAGACACACCAUACUAUAAACACGUCACACCUUGUAGUCAUAAUUCAUUUCCAUUGCAGAUAGAGGAAUCAAGGUAUUAAACAAUACAUUUUACAUCAAAUUCAUUUAUCUAGAAUAUAUUUGAAAAAUCCGGAUUGUUCCGACAGUAAAGUUGGCAGAAAAAAACAAGGUCUCCUUAACAGCCUCAGAUAAUAUUCCUUUCUAAAUUAACAUAAAUUUAUAUUUGAAAAUACGAAAUAGAACUUGCUUAAAAAAAAAAAUUUCUACAUAAAAAAAUAACAAUAAAAGAACAUAUAAUUCGUUGUAUGCAAUCAACUAAAACUAAACAUAUUCCUGACAACUAAACCUGAGCUGCUGGACACUUUCUUAGACUGUGCUUAUAUUUAGCAGCUGGUCAAAACAGGCACAGUCUUUCUGGGCAUUCUGUUCCUAUAUCUGUUCUACACAUAAUAUAUAUUAAUAUAUUGAAUGUAGAGAAAAAAAAACACUCUGAUAUGAACAGUUUUUUUAUCAUAAUUUAUACCGAAACCGAUAAUAAAUGAAACCUUCUUAGGACCUGGUCCUAGAUUUCAUCAUACCUGUGUUCAUAUUGAGAAUGAAAACUCGCAAGAUAUAAGUUAGAAAACGGAGCAUUUUGAUUAAUUUUCAGUUGAACAACAUUUACCAUUCAUGAACUCUCACAAUAUUAAUGGCCACCAUGGAAUAAUACAAGAGACGUUAUGAUUAAAACAAAUUUGGACCUUGUAGCUUUCUUCUUCCUUCUCAUAUCAUCAAUAGUUGUAGCAGAUGUAUCAGAUGCAGAUCAAGCUGAUUCUCAAAGUGAUACCAGCAGUACGGCCGACAUGGGUUCAAUAAAAGAGAGUGGAGAUCCAAAUCUAGUAAAUCCUCAGAGAGGUCAGGGAUAUGGAAUCGAUUUUAAUCAACAGCAGUGGAAGACAACCGCCAUACCACCAAGAAUGCCUCUUUCUACUACUCCAAAACCCUCCUUUGCUCAGGAGUCUGCUAGAGCAAUGCUUGAGUUUGGAAUAAUUGUCGGAGUUGCAUUCAUGGUUGGCGGUAUGUUCAUGGCCAUGGUAGGUCUAGAGAUACUCUUCGACAAAGUAGCAGACAAAUACAGAGAGGUUUUUAAGAAACCCAAGAUUCUUCCUGACGUAGAACGACUUCAUCCUGCUGAACUUGUGGGCACUUUUUCAAGAUAUAAAUAAUUCGUCCACUUGUACUAAAUACUUCUAUAAUUGAGUUUCUGUGACUGUGUCCUGAAGUUAAAUAUAAAAAUAAAUUAUCCUCAGGUUA
Messenger RNA from Eurytemora carolleeae, 1415 nucleotides. RefSeq lists its product as uncharacterized. The record is from RefSeq and is a predicted model, not a curated record. The coding region runs from base 842 to 1327 and encodes 161 amino acids. Lineage: Eukaryota; Metazoa; Arthropoda; Copepoda; Calanoida; Temoridae. The transcript is spliced from 2 exons.